Botrytis fragariae is the source of this 4230-nucleotide messenger RNA. RefSeq lists its product as uncharacterized. Lineage: Eukaryota; Fungi; Ascomycota; Leotiomycetes; Helotiales; Sclerotiniaceae. The coding region runs from base 1 to 4230 and encodes 1409 amino acids. The record is from RefSeq and is a predicted model, not a curated record. The transcript is spliced from 3 exons.
AUGGCUGAUAAUGCCGAACCAGAUUAUGCCUUUUGGCAAGAGGAACAGGAGAAAAGAUUGAAAACAGAAGAUAUUCUAGCACGCAAAGAGCAAGAAAUUCCAAUUGCCGGUGGCCUACCCCAAGGAAGUCUAGUUUCAUUGGAUAUGAAAAGAGAUGAAUGGGCAGCUAUAUUGAAAGUGAUUGUGGAUGCUAUAAACGAACACGAUCGAACGAUUGACGAUGCUGGUAUACAAUUCAUAAGCAAUCAAUGUAUCAAGAUGAGGGAGAUGAUAGUGGCAGGACAUCAACAAGCAAUGUCAUACCGAGCUAAAGGUCGCGUAUGGCGGGGCUUACGAAACCGUUCCGAGCAAUACAUUUUGGAGUUCCGAAGAGCGACGCAGUAUUAUUUCACUACUCAAAAGGAUAAUCCGGAUCAAGAUAUGGAUCCCGCGAUAUUCCGAACAGCGGUUGCGGAUUGGCAUGCGGCUAUCACUACGACUUUGAGGGUUCUUCGUGAAGCUUUGGGAGAGGAAGAGAGUCAAAGGGAAGCUGAGGAUGUGGAAUAUGAUUCAGAUACUCAAGAGCCUGUCAUUAAUCUAAGGCGAAAUCAUAGUACACCUCAGCAAUUCAGCAAACUUGUUCAGGAAGUUAUUGAAAUGGUAGAACUCGCAAAAAAUGUAUCAGGAAAUGGUAAUGCGGGCUCUAGUUAUGAUCGAAGAGUACAGCAAGAGUAUAUAAAAACACAGGAGGCUCUGAAAGAAGUUUCUGAAAGAAUGGAAAAGUUGGAAAGAGAAAGGAGAGAUUUCUUCAUGGCUCGUGGUACUCGACCACCCGAUCAAGAUUGUGCAAAGGAAGCAGCGGAGAUAGAACGAUUGGAUAAGGAGUUGACGAAAUGUCGGGAUAAAUUGGAGGAACUUACAAAACAAUGCCGUCAACAAACCGAAUAUAUCGAUGCAGUGGCAAGAGGUUUGAAACCGAGUUCGAACGAUCCAAGCCCUGGAGUUUUGCUAUCUGAUCAAGCUUUUGAUGAACUAUGCAGGCAUUUUGAUAGCUAUCAUGAAAAUGCAGAAGGAUCAGAAGCUAGAAACAAAGAGCUAGAGAAUAGCUUGAAAAACUUUAUACUUCAUCCAGACAACAAGAAUAAGCAGGAAUUGGACAAGAAGCUCAGGGCUGAAAUAAAUGCUGCAAAUGCCUCUAUCGACACAAAAAAUAAGGUUGUUGAGGAUCUACGGAGAGAGAUAAGAAAGCUGAUGAUAGAACGAAAGGCAGCUGGGGAGCAACAUGAAAAAUACAGAUCAGAAAUGCAGGAAAUGAAUCUCGAGAAAGAUAGACUCAACGCAGCUUUAAAGGCAGCCGAAUUGAAAGCGACUAAGAUAGUAAAGGUCGAAGCCAGCGGAGCUGGUGUUUUUUCGAACGAAGAGAAGUCAAAUCUAGAACAGCAGCUCAAAGAUCUUAUGGAUCAAAAUAUGCUUCACGAAAAGAAUAUGCACCUUUGUCAAGAGACUAUCAAAGAUCUCCACGAAGGUAUUGCUACAAGGGACGCGAAAAUCGAAUCCUUGACGGUCAUGAUUAAUUUUGAUGAUGAUAUAAACAAGAACCGACAGGAAAAACAAGACCUCAGAGAGAAAGUUAUCGCACUCGAGCAUUAUAUCGAUAAUGAGCUAGCCAGGCAGUCUAUAAACAACUACGUUGAUCCCGAUGAUCCAGGUGAUCCAGAUGAUCCAGAUGAUCCAAAAGAUAAAGCUGAGAAUGCAGCUCAGAAACAAGAGAUAGCUCGUCUCAAGGAGCAAUUGGAAACAGAGUCUAAGAAUGCCAAAUCACAAAUUGACAAGCUUGUGAUUCAAUUAGAAAAAGAUUCCAAGACAGCUAAUCCCGAGGUUGCAAAAUACAAGAAGCAAUUAGCCGACGCAAUAAAAGAAAGACACCAAACUUUACAAGAGACUCAAGCUGAACGAGCUGCAGCAAAGAAAGAGAAUGAUGAAGCCUUGGCAAGAUCUGAGACUCGACGAGUUGCGGCCGAGAAAGAACUUAAUGAAAUCUUAGGAUGGUAUCAGGAUACACGAGCUGAGGCAAAGAAAGAGAGGGAUGAGGCUUUAGCAAAAUCUGAGGCUCGAGUGGCUGCGAUAAAGAAGGAACAUGAUGAAAUCAUAGCAAAAUCUGAGGCUCAACGGACUGCGGCAAAGAAAGAAAGUGAUGAAAUCGUCGCAAACCUACGAACAACAAUUGCUGAUCUGCGAACACAAAUCACUAAUUUAAACGGUGUUAACAUUGGACUCAGAGCAACUAUGCAAGAAAAAAUCGACGCUUUAACAAAGGAGAACGCAGAAUUGCAAGGAAAAACUUCAGAUGAGGUUGCUGCUAAUGGACCACUUGCUAAGGCCCUCGAUGACCUCGAGAAUAGGGACUUGAGAAUUGCUCUUUUGGAUGAACAAAUCUCCGAUGCUAGUAAAAGACAUGAGCAACAAAUCAAAGAUAUUCAAGCAAGGCUUGAUGAAGCUAGGUUAAAUGCUAAUGGUAUCUCACCACAAGGUCUAAGAGCAUUGAGGAAGACUUUAGCCGAUUGUAGAAAAAAUCAUCAUGACGAUCAAAUAACCAUUACAAAUCUAGAAGCGGAACUCGAUGCUUGUCAACGAAGGGGACAACAUCAACUUCGACAACUACAAGAGUAUGCAGGUCUUCAUCAACAUGAUGAUGGAGGAGCUGCUGCUAAAGAAAGAGUAGCUCAGCUUGAACUUGAGAAUGCUGCAAUCGAAGAAGAGUUGCAAGCUGCAAAGGUCGAAAGAGAUCAGAAAGCAGAAGAGGAAAGAAAGAGAGCUGCAGCAGCACAUCAAAAGGAAUUGGAUGAUGCUGAGGGUGAUGUGGACAUAGAUACUACAAGUGUUACAUCGCACGAUUCUAAUGAUGAAAUUAACAAGCAACAUAUCGAAAGGCUCAGAAGACAAACUGAAGAUCUCAAGAGGCUCAAGAAUGAGAAUCUUAAUAUGGAAAUACAACUUAAUGUUUCGAAGAAGACUCUAGCAGCUCUUCAAAAUCAACGUACAGAUCUUCAAAACAAAUUGAGAGACUGUCAAAAACAUAGGAAGGAACUCAUGGAUCGACAGGUUGAGGUAGAACCAGGUGCUCCAGAUUUUGUACCAGAUAAUUCUCAAAGAAUCACGGAGCUCGAGACUCGAAUUUCUGAGUUGGAAGCUUUACUUGCAGGAGCUGAAGAAACAAGUGCAACUCUUCAAUUACAAAGAGAUGCAGCAAUUGCAGAAAAUGAAGGAAGUAAACAAAAGAUGGCUGAUCUUCAAACUGCUCAUGACAUAAUGGCUGGCGAGGGACCUAAACUUGGAUUGAAACGUAUCAAGACAAGAAUUGCUCUUCAAGCUAAAGCAACCAAACUUAGAAAUAUUGCAGCAAGAGAAGCACAGCAAGCUGCAGAUGCUCUUGCGAAAGCACAAGCUGCGCAAGCUAAAAAGGACGCGGAUAAAGCUAGGAGGGAUGCUCUUGAAAAGGCCAGAAAAGACGCGGAAGACAAACCAGAUGACCACGACCACGAUAACAAUCAACCUCCACCGCCUCCACCUCCUGGCGGAUCCGGAGCAAUUGCAGUUCCAGGAAAUGGCAGUAGUAAUGACACGGAUGAAACGGAAGAGGAGAGAAAGGCGAGGAAGGAGAAGGAAAGGAAAGAAAAGAGGGAAAAGGCGAAAAGGAAGAAGGAGGAAAGCGAUAGGAAGCAUAAGGAAAAAAUGGCAAAUAAGUUCAGGGGCAUAAGCCAACUGAAUAAAAAACCCAGAAUACCACCUAUACCCGAGGAGGAGGAGGAAAAAGAUUCAUCAGAUAGUUCGGACCCUGACAUGGAGGCAGACGGGGAUGACCACUUAAAUGAUUCCGAUACCUAUUAUCAAAUCGCGGGAUAUGGUGCUCAACCACAGAAAUCGAGUUUUGUAGGCAGAAAGCCAGCUUCAAGACCCAGGGUCACAUUUAAUGAAAAGAAAUAUGUGGUGGAGCCGGAGAUUGAGCAGGAGGAUAAAGGUGAUGAAGUGGAGGAGGAUGAAUUCUGGGAUGACUUGGUAGAUUUGGAGCCGGCUGGAGAUGAAAUGGAUACAACUGAAGGGAAGAAGAGUUUGAAGAGGGCUUUACCACUCUCUGGCAAACAAUCAGAUAAGGUGAAGAAAACCAAGAGAUCGAAGGCGAAAUUCUCGAGUAGAAAGAGUCUUAGAGUGAGCGACCCACAAGGUGGAAAGAAGGGGCGAAGAGGGGCGUGA